Periophthalmus magnuspinnatus is the source of this 3351-nucleotide messenger RNA. It is a transcript of the gene cep112, whose product is annotated as centrosomal protein 112. The record is from RefSeq and is a predicted model, not a curated record. Bases 317 to 3118 code for a protein of 933 amino acids. NCBI's taxonomy places the organism in Eukaryota, Metazoa, Chordata, Actinopteri, Gobiiformes, Gobiidae. The transcript has 26 exons.
GACUUUUCUUUUGAACACUUUUUAGCGGCGAAAUCACUGGUUUGGAUAAUGGAUCUAUUAAAAUAACGGUUGGAAUUCAUGUUUUAUGCGAUUCGUGCUAACGCUCUAAUGAAGCAGCUACAGUUAAACGUCCACAUUGAACCUGUGCUGUGUUUUAUUUGUCCUGCACUUUCUCUCGUAAACCUGUUGCGUUAGCAUCGAGCUUUGCUAUCCUCCCACUGCGAACUAUGCUAACGUUAUUAUUAUGGUACUUAUGUGCGUUCCUCAGCAAGUUUGUCGUCAUUUCUCGUGUGUUUAAGCUAUCUUUUAAGUAACAAUGAGCAAUCACGAGGAGUCAUGGGAGAGGCUGGACACAGAGUUUGACCACUGUUUACUGGACAUGAAACCCUAUGUGUUGAAACAUCCAGAUAAGAAAGGGCGUCAGUGUUGUGCCAUUUGGAUCAAAAAGCUGUGUGACCCAGGCGCGUGUGGUUCUGGUCUGCUGGGUCGGAAGAACAGAAAUGUGUAUGCGCGAUUGUUGCUUCAGAUGCUCAAGAGGGGGGCCCUGGAUCUGCCCUUCACCCAUAAACCCGAACCUGGAACUCUCAAACCGCUACCCACCUACAUGUCAAUUUACUUUGAUGAGCCAGUGAGUAUGAAAAGCCACACAAAUCUUCCUGACUGGGUGACCGGAGAACUGGGGACUUUUGGUGAUGACAGCUGGGCUACACACCUGGAAAGCAGCACUCGGACACCACAGCACAGACGAAGACUCUAUGAUGAUAAAAGUUGGUCCCACUCCCAACCUGUGGCCUCUAGUCCUCUGAAACGACCAGUGAAAAAUGAUGCAGGAUCCGUGGAUGUGUCCUCAGCUGACAGUGACCUGGAGGCGUGUCUUAACAACUGGAACCUGGGGAUUGAAAACCCUAGAUAUUUGCGAGAGAAGCCUGUUACUUUGUCCCCUAUUUUAAAGUCAAGCUUUGAAGUAAACAAUUCAUUUGCUGAGGACCACAUUCCACCAGUUUCACUGAACAAUGAGGCUGAGUUGAAGAUGAAAGUUCUGGAGGCCAAGCACCAGGAGGAGAAACUGAAGAUGCAGCAGAGACAUGAUGGGGAUAUUGAGAAGAUUUUGGCCCGAAAGAAUGGUGAGAUUGAAGAGUUGAAGAGUACGUACCUGGCCAAGCAGAAGCAAUCCGAGGAGACAAUCCGAAAGCUGGAGAGGAAAGUUCAGAGUAUGCUGCGGGAGUCCCAGGUCAUCACUGAGAGCAAAGAGAAACAGAUUGCAGAGCUGAAGAAAAUGGCAGAUCAAAGCAGCGAUUCUCUGAAAAAUGAGUGGGAGAAGAAGCUCCAUGCAGCUGUGACGGAGAUGGAGCAGGAGAAGUUUGAACUACAGAAGAAGCACACCAUGAACAUCCAGGAGCUGCUGGAGGAGACCAACCUGAGGUUGGCUAAGAUGGAGGCAGAGUACAGUGCUCGGGCACAGUCCACAGAGCUAACUGUGCGUGAGCUGGAGAAGAGGGUAAAGAAGCAGUCGGAGGAGGUUGAAAAGGGGAACACGCUGCGGCAGAAGGUGACACAGGAGAAGGCUCAGCUGGAGAUCCACAUCGCAGCCAUCAGCACUGAACUGCAAGAGGCCAACAGGAGAACUGUAAACUUCCAAAAAGAGAAAGAAGACCAGAAGAAGCUCUAUGAGCAGAGCAUGGAAAAGCUUCACACCAAAUAUGAAAUGGACAUAAGCCACUUGAAGCACGAGCACAUGCUUUCUGCAGCUAAGGCCUCUGAAUUGAUUGGAGAGUUGGAGAAAACUGCUUCUCAGCUUAGACUGCAACUCCAGGACAAUGAGCACCUUCGAGUCAAACAACUUCGGGAUCAGGAGAUGAAGUUCCAGAUGGAAAAAGAAGAACUCCAGAUCCAGUUGGAGAAAAAGGCUCUGGCUACGCAUAGCGAGGCGGAGAAAGAGCGUGCAGAAGCUAAGAGGAAGAUUGGCCAACUUGAAGACAGUCUCAGAGACACAGAGAGAGAUUUGCAGAAGACCAGAGAGAGCCAGAGGCAGCAGAAGCAGCAGGCUGACAUGGCACUGGAGCAGUUUAAGAAACAGGUGGAAGUACACUCUGAGAAGGCCUACGCUGACAUGAAACUCCAGAUGGAGAAGGUAGAGGAAGACCUGGUGCGCUCCAAGUCCCUGAGAGAAAACCAGGCUAAAGAGUUUUCACAACAACUGGAUUCUCUACGCCACAAAUAUGAACAACAGAUGGCUGAGCUCCGCAUGCAACACGAGCAAGAGAGGACGCGGCUCCAGCAAGCGCACAUCGCAGAAAAGGACAGCAUGGUCCAAGAGCGUCAGCGAGAGAUCGGCAAUCUGGAACGCCAGGCCAGGGCCACCCUUCAGCAGCAGCAGCAGCUCACCCAGGAGUGGAGGAAGCACGAUGCCCAGGUGAUAUCAGAUUUGGAGACACAAGUGACCAGUCUUCGGGAGGAACUUCAGAUAUCCAACUUUGAGCACAAGCAGCAGUUAGCAGAGAUGACCUCACAGCUGGAGGAGGACAAACAAAAGGCUUUAGUGGAGAAGGAGGAGAGUCUUGAGCAGCUCCGCUCUGUGAUGGAGCGCAGCCAUAAAGACCUGGAGAGAAGAUUACAGAGAGAGCAUGAGGCCUCCCUGGAAAAGGCCAACAGCAGGCUGAAGGAGAUUGAGAAGGACUACAGUCAAAAGCUCACCAAGUCUGCCCAGUUAAUAGCAGAGCUCCAGACCUGUGUGUGUGACUCAAAGGAGGAGGCGGUGCGGCUGCAGAAGGCCAUGGAGAGGCAGCUGGAGGAGGCCCACGCGCGAUGGGAUGAGCAGAGGAAGACACUGCACCAUCAUGCCGAUCAGAGCAACAAGGCCCUGCAGGAGAAGGUGGAGAAUCUACAGAUGCAGCUUCAUAGCUCAGAGAAGAAGCUGCUGAGCAAAGCGCUGGAGACGGAAGAGAAGGUGACUGCGGUACGUCAAGAGUACGAGGAGAAAAUCAAAGGCUUGAUGCCUUCUGAGCUUAGGCAAGAACUAGAGGACACAAUUACAUCGCUCAAAUCUCAGGUUAAUUUCCUUCAGAAGAGAGCGACUCUGCUACAGGAAGACCUGGAUGCCUGUCGCAGCAGGAGGUAACACUGGAGCCCUGUGACCCGUCCAUGCAAAUGAAGAACCUUGCCAAACGUGAGCAUUUCUGACUGACCUGCUAAUUCCACUCAUCAUUUUAUAUCCUGAUAUUUUUUGUUGUUUUUAUCACUUGAAAUAUUUAUUAACAGAUCAUCAUUUCUGUUAUGCAUCUUGUACUGUUUUGAAGUUUGUGUUUGAUUUUCUUUUGAUACCAAGGCCUCAUUAAAUAAACCACUUUGCAU